AUGGAGCCGGGCUCAUCGAUCCAGAAAGACGAAUCCAGUGAUGUUUCUCCAAAGACGGUUGUCCCAGCUGGCUCAUCCAAAAACGAGUAUUUCCCAGAUCACAAUGCCGGGGGGUCGACGACGAGCGCAAUGACAACCGAUAGCGUCGACUUGUCAGACCGAAAAUCGUCAGCAGCUUCCUUCUCGCCCAGACUCUCGACUGUGAACCCAGGAGAUUCCAGCCCCGUCUCACCGCCAGAGGAAUGGCAAGGAAAUAUCAACGGCAUCAGCAGAAAGUCCUCUGGGACUUCCAUCACGAUCCGACUUCCUCGUAACCCCUCGCUGCCGCAGGGGACAGAGAAAAGGAUGAGCAGGCCGAGAAUCCGAGCGGCCUCGCCCCAACCAGUGCGUCUGUCUGUUAUCCCGAGUGGGAAGGACAGCUGCGUCUGUGACAUUGUCAUUGAGAGCGGUGGUUGCGCUUCAAUUAGUGGUCAGCUCAGGUUGGACCACGCCAAGGGUUGUCCAAUUGCACAACCUAAUGCGCUACUAUGCUGA
Messenger RNA from Clonostachys byssicola, 534 nucleotides. The record is from the annotation of a GenBank genome assembly. Lineage: Eukaryota; Fungi; Ascomycota; Sordariomycetes; Hypocreales; Bionectriaceae.